Messenger RNA from Strongylocentrotus purpuratus (purple sea urchin), 774 nucleotides. RefSeq names its product zinc finger CCHC domain-containing protein 10-like. Lineage: Eukaryota; Metazoa; Echinodermata; Echinoidea; Camarodonta; Strongylocentrotidae. Gene Ontology annotation, molecular function: zinc ion binding; nucleic acid binding. The transcript is spliced from 3 exons. The record is from RefSeq and is a predicted model, not a curated record. The coding region runs from base 47 to 481 and encodes 144 amino acids.
UUUUGUCGUUAGAGGGCCAAUUUAUUGACAGCAGCAGAAAGCAGAAAUGGCGACUACCAGGAUUGCAUUGUUGAACGCCAAAAGAAGUCAAAACAAGGAAAAUGUCAGAUGUCAGAAAUGUCUAGAGAUGGGUCAUUGGACCUAUGAAUGCUCUGGAAAGAGAAAGUACGUCCAUCGGCCAUCGAGGAUAUCAACACUCAACAAGAAACUGAAGCAGAAGCAGAAAGAGGAGGAGGAAGGAGCAAAAAGGCUAGAGAACCCCAAGAGUGACAGCAGCUCUGGUGAUGAGAGUGACGAGACAUCCUCCGGAACUAUCGAUUCCGAUUCUUCCUCCACCCUCAGUAGCUCCGAUGACGAAUCAAGCGAUGAGGAUUCCAACCUCAGCUCUAAAGGGGACUCCGAUUCGGGCUCGUCCGGAACAAGCGACUCGGACUCGGACAGUAGCGAAGAUAGCGUGCCUCGGAAAAAGCGCAAACGGUGAACAAUCCAGCGUCUCUCUUUCGUCAAACUGCGGCUGAAUUGCCAAAUUGAUGUGUUAUUUAUUUAUUACUGCGAGAUAAAUAGAUUUGAAUGGAAUUGGCCGAGAAACUUCAGCACAGGGCUGCAUUUGUGCCGCUGAGGGCACCAACACUAAUUGAGUACUCCACUGAGCCAACGAUACAGUGGCUUUGGUGCAAUAUAUGAGAAAUGCAAGCAAUUUCAAGUUUUGUAUGACAGGGAUUCUCUCUCAUGUACCCGUCUUGUAUUUUGAUAUGGAAUAAUCUCAUUGUUGUA